CCCACUACUCCCAGCUAGGACCCUUCAGCAGAGGUUACCAACUCACGCCUUGAUCGAAUAAGUGUUUGAAAGGGGGUUCCCUGCAGUUAUUUACUACUUAAAGGCGUGAUGAUUUGAUUCCUGUCCGGGUCCGUUGGGAAUGAGGGUCCGGGUUACGUAGGGAACGGUGUCAGAGGGUGGUGGUGCUGCGGAGCAGGCAGCGGACUGGGCAGACGGCUGUGAUGGCGGCGGUGGUCGGGCUGCUGGGCCGAAGGUGGCGCGGCCUCGGGAGGAGCCUGGGCGGCUGCAGCUCCCUCACCGCCGCGGCUCGGCGGCCUCUGUCGGCCAGUCAUGCAUUUCGUCAGCAGCAGUUCACGUCCCUGGAUGAGAAGCCCCAGUUCCCAGGAGCCUCCGCAGAUUUUGUGGACAGGCUGGAGUUUAUUCAGCCCAACGUGAUAUCUGGUAUUCCCAUCUAUCGGGUCAUGGACCGACAGGGACAGAUCGUGAACCCGGAUGAAGACCCCAAGUUGCCGAAGGAGAUGGUACUCAAGUUCUAUCAGAAGAUGACGCUGCUGAACACUAUGGACCGCAUUUUGUACGAGUCCCAGCGACAAGGUCGUAUAUCCUUUUAUAUGACGAACUAUGGUGAAGAGGGCACACACAUAGGCAGUGCAGCUGCCCUGGAACCAGAUGACCUGGUGUUUGGACAAUACAGGGAAGCAGGUGUCCUUAUGUACCGAGGCUUCCCACUGGAACUAUUUAUGGCACAGUGUUAUGCCAGUGCUAAUGAUGUGGGCAAGGGCCGUCAGAUGCCUGUUCAUUACAGCUGUAAAGAUCUCCAUUUCGUUACAAUCUCCUCGCCCUUGGCGACACAAAUACCCCAGGCUGCAGGGGCAGCGUACGCAUACAAAGUUAGCCAGGCAGACCGUGCAGUCAUCUGCUACUUUGGAGAAGGUGCUGCAAGUGAAGGGGACGCUCACGCUGGCUUUAACUUCUCAGCCACUUUAGAGUGUCCCAUCAUAUUCUUCUGCAGGAACAAUGGCUAUGCAAUAUCAACACCAACUCACGAGCAGUACAGAGGCGACGGCAUCGCUGCCAGAGGUCCUGGUUAUGGGAUAAUAUCCAUCAGAGUGGAUGGGAACGAUGUCUUCGCCGUCUAUAAUGCUACCAAGGAGGCUCGGCGCAGAGCAGUGGCUGAAAACCAGCCCUUUCUCAUUGAAGCAAUGACCUACAGGAUUGGCCAUCACAGCACCAGCGAUGACAGCUCUGCCUAUCGAUCUGUGGAUGAAGUGAACUACUGGGACAAGCAGGAUCACCCCAUCUCCAGGCUCAGACACUACAUGGUGAACAAGGGCUGGUGGGACGAGGACCAGGAAAAAGCAUGGAGAAAGCAGUCCAGGAAACGGGUGAUGGAAGCCUUCGAGGAGGCUGAACGUGCACUGAAGCCGAAGGUGGACUAUUUGUUCUCGGACGUGUAUGAAGAAACCCCGGUCUCGCUGCAGAAACAGCAGGAGGCGCUGCAGAGGCAUCUGAAGAUGUAUGGAGAGCACUACCCCAUAGACCAUUUUGAGAAGUAAAUACCACGUUCAGAUUCACAGCUGCACCCACCACCCCUCCACCUGCAUGUCAGUGAGUUUCAUCCCGAGUCAACAAGGUUGCUUCCAGUUAACCCUUUGAUUUCCAAAACUAAGGCUAUUUAUGGUGAACCUCUCCUCUCCCUUCAGUUUCUCAUCCUGCGGUUCUCUGACCUCCUGUGUUCCUGCUGCUGGUUGCUGGCAGUUAGCGAAUUCCUGAUUUUUUUUUUUCCCCUCCCCACCCCAGCACAGAUAAUCCCAACUCCUUGAUGAUGUCAAGUGUCCCUUAACACACCCAUACCCAGUAACCUCAGUUACCUGUGAAGGCAGAUGGCUGGGGUUGAAUGUCACGGUAUCCGGAAAACAUAAAUUAUUCCAUACAAUUGAUUGAAACAAAGGGUGGAAAAAUAGGAACAUAAAAACAGUUAGAAGGGCUAAUUUUUCUUCCUGGACUGAAAUAUUCCAUCAGUUUUGGGAGGAGAGGUGAUGUUCCGAUCUAUGGGGGGGGAGUUUUAUUGCCUCUGUCCAUAGUCUGUAGAUCUGAUUUAUUCACUAAUGUGUUCUUGCUGCAGAAGAGCUUGCUGUGUUGGGAAUAUUUAUGUAGUUUGGGAAGCGAAUCCUUUUUGACCGUAUUGUUUCAUUUCUCUCCAGGCAAUCCUGUCAUCUGUUGUGUUAGUAGAAAUGAUACUCUGCCUUCUCCGGUAGCCUCGUGGAUUAAGGUGGCCCCAAGGGCAGUAUGGAACCCGAGAAAUUGGUUACAUUGAGGUGUUUUCCCCCUAGAAAAGUCUGUGGUGAAUCACAUCAGGUGGUUGAAGGGGAAUGGAACCUGUCUUCCCAGCCCUCUGCCCUUUUGGGUGAGGGCAGGACUGGGCUUGGCUCCCGUGGGUCUGUUCAGUCCAGUCUCGCACACAAUGGCACCCAGAUAGUUCCCGCAGUGAAUGCCCAGGGAUGUCAAAGCUUCUAGUGCAGGAUGAAGUCCAUUGUGGAGGGAACAGAGGAAAGAAAGAAAUCGAAGGGAAAGAGUGAGGAAAAAUGUGCACAUGAAAAGCACUAGAACCCUCUGCUUCAUUCCAUGAUAGGUACUGGUCAUUGUUGCUGGAACAUAUCUACCCUUUGGUGUUUGCCCAGAUCAACACCAAUGCUGACUUUCUGUACACUAACCUGGCCUCUUGUACAUCCCAUAGCUGCUACUCUGCAUCCUUGCUCAAUAAGAUCAUCGAAUUGUACUUAACCCCAUCACCCAGCACUUGGUUUAUAGCCGUCCAUGCCUAAGAGUUUUAUGUGUUCAUCUAGUCACUUAAAUGCUGACAGUGACCUAGGUACCACCACUCUCUCAGGCAGUGCAUUCCAGGUACUUUCUGGGUGAAGGUCCUGCUCAUAUCCCUCUGUCUUGAUGCAUGGUUUUAGCCUGAAACGUUUUUCUCCCACAGAUGCUGCUCAACCCACUGAGUUCCUCCAGCAGAUUCAGAGGGAAUCCAACAUAUCCCCUCUGAAUCUCUCUCCCACUUGCCCUAAACCUUUGUCCUCUAGUUUCAUCUACCUCUGAUAUAGAGAAAGGCUUUCUGUAGUCUCCACUGCCUAUCCCGCUCAUAAUUUUAUAUACCCCAAUCCUGGUCAUGGCAAAAAGUUAUGGCUGCCAUCUCGGGGCUCCAUUGUAGUCUGAAUAAUUGUGGUAAAAUUCAGCACCUCUCAUUCAGAGCUGGAGUUUACUCUCAGUGUAUCAGGACAUAGAUGAUGCCUGAGAUCAGGUACAAUGAUCUCAGUAAAACACAGGUUUAAAGCUCUGGUGGUGAAUGGUGGAGGAACUGGCUGAGGACACUGAGGGUCCAUCUUCAGCUGUUUACAGGGCAUUUCCCCUCUCCCAUUUCUUCACAAUGGGGUUGUACUAAAUUUAUUCCCCUGGAUAUAAUCGGAUCUGGCAUUGCCUUCCUGAUGUUUCACAGCAAUUCAUAAUGCUUGCAAAUAUUGCCAUGUUACGGAGCAGACGGUUAAGACAAUUGCUAAUUUUCCUUUCUGUGGCGUGAGAGUGGCUGCUUUUUCUAAAUUACAAAACACAGAGCAUGGAUGCAGGGUCACAAUCGUGAGUGGUCUGCAGGAAAAAGCAGGGUUCUCAAAUUACAAAACCAUACAAAUCGUCGAAAACCAUUGCUUCCCCAGCUCAUGUUCCAUUCCCCAACGUCACUUCAGUCUCCAGCAUACACAGCAGUAACGGUGUGAUUCUGUGGUGUCAACUGAGGCACAGUAUAUCGUCAGAAAGUUGUGAGCGCAAACACCCUGCAGUGAUGUCUAAAUUCUGAGGUCAUUAAAGGUUUGCAUUUCAAAGCACUUCAGACAGUGGAUUCGCUUGCAUUAAAACAAAUGGAGCAAAUAUGUCAGGACCUAGCUCAGUCAAUAGAGCAUGAGACCAUUCAGCAGUAACACAGCGGGGAGAUGUGAUGCUAGCAGGUUCCCCCUUCCGUCACCAGCUCCAGGUUGCAGGUUUCUAAGUGGAAUUCAAAAUGCACAGUGCAAUCUAUAGAGAUGUCUCUUUGGGUGCUUUCUCCAUGUUCCUUGCUUGUAUCAACUAGUCAGAUGUGGUUAAUGAGAGGCACAGUGCCUUGGGCUUAUUUGGAAGUGGACAUUAUGAUUUGAAUAAACUGAAAAGCCCCUGUAUUCUAAAGUUCUCAGUGCAAAAGGUGGAGAAGUUCCACCAGAUGUACUUUGUCUCUCCGUAAUGACCCCUGAGCACCACCCACCACCAUCCAGUUUAUCUUCCCACUCCUGUACAUGAGUUGUAUGUUGCUCUCCCACAAUUUACUCUCUGCAGCUUUGGUGAAAUGGUUGCCAACUCUGCUUGGAUCUGUUCCUGGAGGUUUCCUAGUGAUUCCAAUACCUCUCCCACUCCCUGACCAAUAUUUUUAUGACUAUUAAAUGAACAUUUUCAAAGACCUUGGGGGGGAAAAAAUAAUGUUUUACUUUUAAUGCCCCCCAUUUGCUGGUAUUAAGGAUCUGAUGUUGGUUCUGAAGCAUCAACUAAUGUUGGUUUUCAUCUUGCAUAGAGAUGAGACUUGGAUCUACGAUAUUGGAUGGAAUUGCUGCUAAUCGGCUUGUUCAGCAACCACCUCUCUAAGCAAACAGUGGUGUUGAACAGAGCACAAUUAAAGCUGCUGCUUUUCUAGAGGUGCUCCCAGCAGUGUACAGUAGAUUAAUUCCUAGAGACUAGGAUACUCCUAAAGGGUUGCAAACCAUUCCACUAGCCACUCCUGGCUGCUGUACAUAGGGCAUGGAGUAACCCUGUUCCAACAAAGAGACUAGGAUCUUACUCUGAUUGCCCUGUACCACCUCAACUGAACCCAAGCCAUGUACAUCCCUGUGUGAACGGGAUGCAGUAUCCAAUAUUCCUUUUAACAAAAUGCACUCUUCACAGUUAAUUAUUGAUCUAUCCAAAGCUCUGGCUUUGUAAAUGUUCUGUCAAGAACUUCCUGUUGCUUUAUAAACUCUCCAGGAUCUUGACUUAAUCCAUGUAGCCCCACGGUCAAAACAGUGUGACCUGCUGCUGUUAAUGUACAAAUUUAAAGGUGACUUUGACACUAAAUAGACGUUGCUGUCUAGUUGAGAGUUGUAUUGGUGGCUUGCAACUUGGAGGAAGAGGGUUUGAUUAUUGGCUAAAGUACAUUAGAAGUAGUCUUAGCAAAUCCAAAUUUCAUUUUUAUUUUAAAGUCUGUUACAAAACACAAACAUGUUAAAGUUGUGUGCAUAAUCAUUGAUGGUUGAGGGAUAGGAAUAAAAAUUAAUCAAAAUGGAUGGUGAGAAAUUGUACUUUCUAAAAUUGGAAGUUACUGGUAUUAAAGGUCAGAUGUUGGUUGUGAAGUAUCAACUAAUGUUGGUUUUUCUUUUGUAUGGAGCUAAGACAGCUCUGUGAUUAUGGGGUGGAAUUUCUAUGUACCUUGCUCUGUAAUCACCUCUUUAAGCUAACAGUGGUGUUGAAUAACACAAAGCUCCUUGAGCUAUUCUAGCCAGCAGGUAAAGGUGUUUGACCUCGGAGUUCAACUUUCUUGAGGAAAUUCCCUGGUCAGGAAACCCUGGAAUUUUGAACACAUGACAUCUAGCUUCCCUCCUGUGUGGAAGAGUCUAGAUUCUGCUGAACCUGUGGUAUCCAGGUCCCCUCCUGUAACCCACUCAUUAAGUGUCAGGGAGCCUGGAAGGAGCACUGCAGGGUUUCUAAGAACUUCCUCUGAUGGAAUGGCCAAUACAUUCAUGGAUCUCUGUUUAAAAAUGACUCGUUUCAACAGUGCAGCUGGAUGUUACCUCAAUCUGCCUUGGUAGCAUGUAUAAAGAUGUGAGCAAUAAAAGUUGUAUUUAAGAAUGAA
Pristis pectinata (smalltooth sawfish) is the source of this 5902-nucleotide messenger RNA. RefSeq names its product branched chain keto acid dehydrogenase E1 subunit alpha (gene bckdha). Gene Ontology annotation, molecular function: oxidoreductase activity, acting on the aldehyde or oxo group of donors, disulfide as acceptor. The coding region runs from base 222 to 1556 and encodes 444 amino acids. NCBI's taxonomy places the organism in Eukaryota, Metazoa, Chordata, Chondrichthyes, Rhinopristiformes, Pristidae. Gene Ontology annotation, biological process: branched-chain amino acid catabolic process. The record is from RefSeq and is a predicted model, not a curated record. The transcript has 9 exons.